GUUUCCUGAAAAAAAAAAAGGGAAGUGAAUUAAUGUAUAUUUGUAUACUUUGCUUUGUUGUGUUUGUAAUGCUAUUGUUUUUAAACCAAGUUAAUAAACCACACGUUGGAUCCAGUACUGACGUGGUUUUGUUUCGAUACACCAAGUAGUGUUAGUGUUCUGGUUUCGUAUUUUAUUAUUUAACAGCAACAACAAAGAAGAAGUUUGCUACCACGACAACGUCAAGCUAGACAGAAUUUUAUAGCAGUAACAAUUUAGUGUUUCUUGCUGACGCAAGUAGCCCUACUCUCCUCUCCAGAGUAGUUUUUGAGCGUGAACUGAAACAUCAAAUCCGGAUAAUUGUGUUUCAUAAGAAAUUGAAAUUCUUCGUCUUGCUUCAGUUAAACCGUUUGUACAAAGUGUGCGAUUACCGCUUUUAAUGUGUGUUCAAAAAUGACAAGCAGUCUUUACAUGCUGUGUUCCUUGAUCAGUACUGUAGGCUAUAAGUAGAAUCAACACAGCCCGUACUUCUAGUCGCGUAAUUUGAAUAUUAGAUAUCCAAGUAAUGAAACGACAACUUGCCAAAGACAAGUCUGAUCACGUGACAGAACUCUUCUAAACAGGGUGAAGCUGUCUUCCUGCGUUUCAUUAGUGGUUUCGGUUCCGUGGCGGAAGGAUGGAACGUGCGAGAACAAACAUUGCUACGCCUUUAAGAAUUUCCCCUUCAUUAGUUGCAAUCAUGAAACAUCCAACUGCGUGAUUUUUUACAGGAUAUCCGUUUAAAUUAGUCUGUUUGGUAUUACUGAUAUUUUUACACACAGUGUUAAAAGUUAUUCAUUUCCUCACGAGUUAACUUCAAAAAUAUAUGCAAGGGAACACAUACACUCUGACUGAGCGUCGUAGUUAUAAAACUUGUUUACAGUGACACAUGUUCCGAAAAGGAUGCUAUGACGAUAUACAAGAAAACAACUGAUGUGAUGGCAACUUGGGUGAAACGUUUUUACGGAGGUGUUGCAGGAAGUAUCUGGCUAAGGAUUAUUUUCUUUUGGACUCUCACCAUUGUAUUAUUCUGUCAUGAAGUUCAACCUCAGGCGCAAAAAAAUACUACAGAUGAAAAUAAAGGCUUGAAAAUUAGUUUUCUUUAUAGAUGCUAUAAUGAAUCAAGAGAGAAUUACAGGGUGAGGCUUUAUCUUUGGAAAACAAUUGUUGUUGAUAUUAUGGAUAUCUACAAGUUAGAGACUCUCGUUCCAAGAGAAACUGUACGUCUGAACAUAUCAAGAGGAAAUUACCCUUUUUUAAGUCGUCCAUUGUUUUCCAGUAUAAACAAUUUAUACAGCCUUGGGUUGAUUGAAAGCAACAUCAAUAACGUAACAUCAACGCUAUUUACUGGAUUGUAUAAUUUGCUUGUUUUGGAUCUAAGACAGAAUAAAAUACAGACUUUAGAUCCUCUACUCUUCUUAGAAACGCCCAAAAUAGUAGAAAUUAACCUUUCUAAUAAUUUAAUUUUUUCAUUUCAACUUAUCUCAGAAGCUCUUUCUACGCUAAGAUUUUUGUUGAGAUUGGAUCUUUCAAGCAACUCUUACUUUCGGGACUUGUACAAAGAGGAUUUACAAGUUUUACAGAACAGUUCCAUAAAAAAACUAUUAUUACAAAACUGUAGCUUAACUGUGGUUGAAGAAGGGGCACUAGGAGUCUUUGAAAAUUUGAAUAUAUUGAAUCUGGACAACAACCUUAUGUCUGAAGAGGCGUUAAAGAAUACUACAUUAGGCCUAACAAACACAAAAAUUCAGAUAUUGUAUCUACGUUAUCUCCGCCAUUUGAUAAAGUUUCCUUCGUACGGUAUCGCAUCUCUUUCAAACACUUCCAUAAAGUUUUUGUAUUUGGAUAAAAAUUACCUGAAUUCUGCUUAUUCACUUCCUUAUAUGCCCUUUUUAAAAGUUUUUUCCUUAAAUUAUUGUUCAAUUCCGUUUCUUUGUAGUUUUCAAAAUGUUUCAGAAUUAGAAGAACUAUACCUUAUCGGAAACAACAUAAUAUCUAUUGAUAGUGGGGAAUUUGUUUCGCUUACAAAUCUACGAAAACUUGAUAUGACGGAUAACGGAAACGAAAAAGUGCGAUUUGCACUAGGAAAACGUCAGUUUUCUACUUUGGUAAAUUUAGAAAAACUUUAUCUUAGUAAAAUCUAUAUGUAUGAUACUCUCAAAAGAAAUGAUUUGUACGGCCUUAUAAACUUAAAGGUAUUAGACCUUUCAUUAAACUACAUAGAAAUAGAGGACUUUGCAUUCGAAACCUUACGAUCUCUUCAAUUUCUUAGCUUAGUGGAUAAUAAAAUGAAAUAUUUAUCUAAUUACACAUUUUAUGGUCUUGAAAAUCUCCACUUCCUUUUUUUGAAAGGAAAUCUCUUAGUUCUAGAAAACAAUACUUACCCUUUUCAAAUGACGCCUUCUUUACAAGCUUUGUUUUUGGACUACAAUGAAAUAAAAUUAUUGCAGCCUAGAAUGUUCUCUUUCUGCACAAAUCUCAAAAAUCUGACCUUGUCACACAACAAUUUAGUGGCUUGGAAUGAACCUGUAUUUUCAAAUAAAUCCAAUUUAAUAUCACUACAUUUAGAUAACAACGAUAUAAGUUACGUUACCCAAGCUAUGUUGAAGGAUUUUCAGAACCUGCAGUAUCUAAUUCUUUCCCGUAACCCAUUUGAUUGUUAUACGUGCGGAAUGGACGUUUUCCAACAAUGGUUGAAAAGUACCAACGUUUCGAUUGGAGACCUUAACGUAUCUCUAGCGUAUUCCUGUGAAGGAACGAAAAAACUAGAAGGUCAGUCCAUUCUAAGUGUAGAGAUACCAACAGACCACUGCAGAGUUCACUUUGUUAAUAUCGUAUUAAUUUUAUCGACAACUUUAACCUGCAUCGCAAGUUUCAUUACGGUUGUAACCCUGGUCGGUUACCGCUUUCGUUGGUAUAUCAAGUACUAUUGGUUUUGGUUACGCACAAAAGUAAAACGAUAUCGAGAGAUCGAAGAAGGCAAUAAUUAUGUCUAUGACGUUUUCGUUUCCUACAAUAACACCGAGGUAGAAUGGGUAUAUCGUAAACUAUUGCCUACUAUAGAGACCGAUGAAACUCAACUUAAGGUUUGUAUCCACGACAGAGACUUUGAACUUGGAAGACCAAUAACCGAAAAUAUUCUCCAAGCAAUCACGAAAAGUAGAAAGACACUUCUCGUUCUUUCGGAUUCUUUUGUGAAAAGUAAUUGGUGUAUGUUUGAACUUCAUAUGGCACAAUGUCGGCUGCUGGACGAGAGUCGUGACGCGCUCAUUUUGGUCUGUUUGAGUAAAGUUGACGAGAAGCUUAUUUCAAAGAACCUGAAAUACUUAAUGAAGACAAGAACGUACAUACACUGGACAGAAGAUUCUGUGGGACAAAAGCUUUUCUGGAAAAGACUAAAUCUUGCUUUGUCUAAAACUAACGCGCAAGGGGAUAUUAUAAAUCAGGUGUAAAAAUCGUGUAUAUACGGUAUUGAUAUUUUAUGUGUGUUAAACUCGAGAUGUAAAAGACCUGAGUAUUUAUUUGCUUUAGCGAACAUGCUGGAUGUAAAGCAACAAGAAACUACUCAGAAGGUUGAGGUAACCAAUGUGAUACAAAUGUAGUAGGUAGUCAAUAUACCAUUGAUUUAGGACCUGUAAAUGUUAGCUGGUUGUCUUAGGAAAGUGAGAAAGCUACUUUAUAAUUAAAAAAAAUUUACUGUUAAUUAGUCUGCCACUAGGAGGCAGCUACAUGUAUAAAGUUGUAAUUUGUAAAUUCACAAUGUUAUUAUUUACUUGAAUUGUAUUCACUGCCUAUUUACAGCUUGAAAAUGUGUUUGAUUUAUUAUUUGAACGCUGUAUGUUAAAUAUUGCUUUCAAUUUGCCAGUUGUUUUAUCCAGCUCGUAGUGUAUUAAGCUUCAUAUGAUGUGAUUUAAAAUAACUACGAAAGUUUUAGGAUUUUUCUUUCUGCUCCAUAUGUUGCUUUUUUAUUUCGUAUGAUAAACGAAAAACUUUUUGUCAAAGUGUUAUGUAACAUAAGCGUUACAUUUUAUCAGUGUUUCUUGGUUUGUUAUUCGUUGAUUUGGGCAUACAGACAGGUGUUUAAGUAGACACAGCCUUAGAAGCCGUUAGAUGACUACAGUAAGUCAUAGAAAAGGACACCUAUGUAUGGAAACUCAACUCUUCAGUCUGGAAUUUACUUACAACACUGAACAAAUACGGAAACAAAAAGCACAUCGACCGAAUUUUUUAUUAUUUUUUAAAUUUCGUACAACGCUACUCGAGGGCUCUCUGCAUUAGCCAUACAUAGUUUUGAAGCGACAGACUAGAAGGACAUUAAUUAGAAAUGAGUGUCCGCAAAGUAACAUGUCGAAAGCCCACUAACCACCAAGGGGUAAUCAUGUAUGUUAAAAAUGAAUCAAAACUAGGUGCACUGUGGUAUACAAGAAUCAGAUCUAGGUUCACGUUCAUGUACAAGAUUCAUAAAUACCUCUAAAUUACCAACAAUUAUAAAUACAUAUUUUGUGAUGCAGAGUGGUAAAGUUGUCAUGCAUAACGUUGUGACGUACAAGAAGGGGUAAAAUUACUCGUAAACAGUACUAUAUUACUGAAUAACUAGUUGCAUACUACACCAUUUCUUAUGAUUAUUUACUAGAGCUAACAAUACACUAAUAGAUAAAUUAUUGAAGGAACACCUAUAAAUAGCCGUAUAUUACACCAUGACUUAUAAUUAUUUACUAAAAGUUACAAUACACUAAUAAAUAUAUUAUUGAAAAAAUGUCUGUAACUUCCAAGAAGUUACAGCAUGAUUUGUAACUAUUUUCCAGAACUAAAAAUAUACAACGUAAGAGUAGUGUCAUGAUAAUUGGAUGAAGGUUUUGUGGUCUAAAGGUUCAUCUUCAAAGUACUUUGAGCAGAUAGGAGUGUUGAAAUAUUGUGAAAAUCCCAAGAAUCUGGCGAUGCAUUUUGUGAACAGGUCAGGCUAUUAUAGAUGUGUAAUAAUUUAAGAAAUAUUUAGGUGGCAUUAUUCAAGAACUUUGAUUAUCUUGAAGGCCCUAGUGAUAUCCAAAGAUUAUCAAUGCAUUUUGUUGACUAAAUAUACCCAAUAAUGCUUUUCAUGUAUUCAGCACUGAUGGACUACUUCAGGAUGACAAUGCCACCAUCCGCCCUUUGAUACAAAACUGGUUUUGGGCUCAUUGCAGUCUCCAAAUCUCUUCUUGGAGAAAUGGUGCCAAAUAUCGCUAGAUAGCUGUUGUCAUCCUGUGUAUUUAAUGUCAUGUCGUUAUUGAUACCGUCAUAAAAGUCAGGAAUAACCCAAUCCUUUAUUAGGCUCAUUCUGUAAUUUUUGGAUCAUUCAAUGUGUAAACGCUCCUUGCUAAUGCUUCACUGUCUAAUAUAAAUGCAAUUCUAUUCGGCUUCCUUAAUCUGUAAGAAUGAACAUUAACUUAGUAAAUGAAAUUUGAAUCAGAAGUGCAAUAAAACACUUCUUUAUCGGCACCAGUUCAUUAAUAAAACGAUCCCCAAUGUUUCAGCAGUAAGACAAAAGGCUUACAACACUAAAAACUGGGGU
Messenger RNA from Limulus polyphemus (Atlantic horseshoe crab), 5566 nucleotides. Its product is annotated as RCC1-like G exchanging factor-like protein. Lineage: Eukaryota; Metazoa; Arthropoda; Merostomata; Xiphosura; Limulidae. The record is from RefSeq and is a predicted model, not a curated record. Gene Ontology annotation, molecular function: protein binding; transmembrane signaling receptor activity. The transcript has 2 exons. The coding region runs from base 927 to 3470 and encodes 847 amino acids. Gene Ontology annotation, biological process: immune response; toll-like receptor signaling pathway; inflammatory response. Gene Ontology annotation, cellular component: membrane.